UAACUACUUCUUCUACAAUAAGCAACUAAACUUUCAGGGGGAAUUGUACGGUCAGAAAGAGAAAUUACCAUAUUAUCGCAUUACAAUAACUUCAUUGUUUGUUAAAGAAGAAAAAAAGCCACAAGUACAAUAUAGUCAGUUGAUCGAGUUUCAUUGACAUAUCUCAUGUUUAAUGAUCACAAUGAGGAUAAAAACAAAACAAAACAGAAAUAUAUUCCUGAGUAUUAUUUGUACUUUAAAUCAGAAGGAGACAUUAUGUGUGGAUGAUACAAUUGGAAACUAUUGCUUUGUUAUUCACCAUGCUGAAGUAUUGAUUAAAUCUAACUUCAAUAUAUCAGUAAGAACGAUUUAUCUAGCAUCAAUUGAAUACACAUUAAUUGUGUUAGCUAUUUUUAGAACUAGAGGCAUUUAUGAUAAUGAGAUUUCAAACAGAAAAACAAUCCAUAGUGCAUAGUAAACAGUAUUGGAUUUAUCCAGCAUUAAUGAAGUCACUGUGAUGAUAUCUAAUAUAAAUUAGAGCUUCAAUCAGAACACUCUAUUCUAAUUACAUAAUGUAAGGGAUAUUUAAUUAUUUCAAGGUUCAUUCAGAGGUGAUAUUUGAAAUAGACUAACAGCUAGUGCAAUAUAAUGUUAAAAUCAAAAUGAAAGAAAGUGUACUUGGAUUACCCCCUUUUAUAAAUGGAACCUUUUCAACGGACUAUGAUUUAGAACUAAUUAGAUACCUGUAUAGUGUACCUGCUCCAGUGAUUAUAUCAAUUACAUUUUGUUUUACCAUUGUAUAUAUUGUGUUAUCUAACUAUGUGACAGACCGUCGAUCAGCAACAACUGUUCAGAAAAAUGGGAUUGUAAUAUCUAACACGUUACUGGUAUUGUGUCAAUAUCCAGUCUUUAUUUACUUCUUUGCCACAGAUGAUCUGUUAGGACCAGCCACCAUUGGUUGGUGCAAUACCUACAGAAUCAUGGGAUAUGUUCUCCCAGCCAUAUUUCACACGACCAGUUUAUGGCAGAUUAUAUUUUAUGGAAUACAGCGAUUUCAGUGUUUACAACAUCCAUUUAAAGCAUUAACAUGGUACGCCAAAAUCAACCGAUUUUUCAAGUUAACCAUUCUCAUAUUUGUUUGCUCUUUUCUUGUUCAUUGUUACAAAUUGUUUGACUUUGUCAACCAACCAGCAAACCCUUGUGAUUUUCAAUACAGAGAUGCAUUCAAUAGUAGGAAGUAUGAAGAAUUUUAUGUCUGGUUUUGUGCUAUUGUGGUGCACCUGGUUCCCUGUGUGCUUAUGUCCAUGCUAACUAUAAUUCUUGUUUAUGUUAAUAUGAAGAUGUAUUUUCAACAAAAGAAAGUCCUCAUUAACAAUCCAGAACAUUUACAAAGGAACUGGAAAUACACAUUACAAGAGGGUCAAUCUAUAGGACUUUUAAUAUUAACGUUAUGUGUAGAAUGGCCAUUGACGAUUUAUAUAUUCUCCAAUUCUACAGUGCAAGACUCAUUACUUAUUACUCCUCUGAAUUCAUUCCCUAUAUGUAUACAUUUUGCUAUGAUAGUUAGUUACUCAUUAUAUUUGCCAAUGUUUUUAAUUAUGAACCAUGAUAUGCGGUCCACAUUUUAUUUAAUAAUCUCUGAUAUUAGAAAAACACUGUGUCCGACAAGAAGACAAGAUGAGAAUGAACUUGAGAAUUUGAAUCCAAAUCAAUUUUGAGUAUUUUGUAAAUUCAAUGUUUAAAAUGUGCAAUAAACAUGAA
Molecule: messenger RNA, 1740 nt
Organism: Mytilus trossulus (common blue mussel)
Lineage: Eukaryota; Metazoa; Mollusca; Bivalvia; Mytilida; Mytilidae
Exons: 1
Coding region: 642-1697 (351 amino acids)
Cellular component (GO): membrane
Source: RefSeq, a predicted model, not a curated record